Molecule: messenger RNA, 2724 nt
Organism: Rhagoletis zephyria (snowberry fruit fly)
Lineage: Eukaryota; Metazoa; Arthropoda; Insecta; Diptera; Tephritidae
Gene: Gp93
Product: heat shock protein 90 Gp93
Biological process (GO): protein folding
Molecular function (GO): ATP hydrolysis activity; ATP binding; ATP-dependent protein folding chaperone
Source: RefSeq, a predicted model, not a curated record
GGUGGUGCAUAUUUUAAGCGCUGGUCAUUCCAAUUUAUUUUGCAGUUGAAAAGUGAGUGGUCUAGUUGGAAUUUGUGUUUGUGAAAAGUUUUAAAUAAAAAGCAAUUCUGAAAAUAAAUUCUUGAGUCUCCGGUGUAAAGUGCGUUUAGUUUUCGUAGUACCACCUCCUGGAGGAUUGUGCCACAAGUAAAAUGAAGUACUUAUUGCUGCUAGGUUUGCUGCUUUUAGCAGGCCUAAGUGAAAUUGCUGCAGAUGAAGCUGUGGAAGAUGAUGUGGAGAGUAUCGAUCUUGAUUUGGGUUCUUUCAAGGAAGGUUCGAGAACAGAUGCCGAAGCACUCAAGCGGGAAGAAGAGGCUAUCAAAUUGGAUGGGCUUAGCGUGGCACAAAUGAAGGAAGUGCGAGAGAAGGCUGAAAAAUUCACGUUCCAAACGGAGGUGAACCGUAUGAUGAAACUCAUCAUUAAUUCAUUGUACCGUAACAAGGAAAUAUUCUUGCGUGAAUUGAUCUCAAAUGCCUCUGAUGCCAUAGACAAGAUACGCUUAUUGGCAUUAACGAACAGAGCCGAGCUGGAUACUAACCCCGAGUUGAACAUCCGUAUUAAGGCCGAUAAGGAAAACAAGGUGUUACAUAUAAUGGAUUCGGGUAUUGGUAUGACACAUCAGGACCUCAUAAACAAUUUGGGUACAAUAGCCAAGUCUGGAACCGCCGAUUUCUUAGCUAAAAUGCAAGAUCCCACAAAAUCUGAAUCAGGUCAAGACCUUAACGAUAUGAUUGGUCAAUUCGGCGUUGGUUUCUACUCUGCUUUCUUGGUCGCUGAUCGUGUAGUUGUUACCACUAAAAACAAUGCGGACAAACAAUAUAUUUGGGAAUCAGAUGCUAAUAGUUUCAGCAUUGUUGAAGAUCCACGUGGUGACACCCUGAAACGUGGCUCCAUCAUUUCUCUCCAUCUUAAGGAUGAAGCACAAGAUUUUCUUGAAGAGGAUACUGUCCGGGAAUUAAUCCGUAAAUACUCACAAUUUAUUAAUUUCCCAAUUCUUAUGUGGUCAAGCAAAACUGUCGAGGAAGAGGUGCCAAUUGAAGAAGAUGCCUACACCGAAAAACCUGAAAAAUCGGAAGAUGAUGUAGAAGAUGCGGAAGAAGAUGCUAAGGUUGAAGAAGAGUCCGAAGACGCUGACAAGCCAAAGACAAAGAAAGUGUCCAAAACUGUCUGGGACUGGCAAUUGAUCAACGAUAGUAAACCAAUUUGGACCCGUAAGCCCGCCGAAGUCACUGAGGAUGAAUACACCGAGUUCUACAAAACACUUACAAAAGACAGCACAGAACCAUUCACUCACACACACUUUGUUGCCGAAGGAGAGGUGACUUUCAAGAGUUUAUUGUACAUUCCCAAAGUACAACCAUCCGAAUCAUUCAAUCGUUACGGCACUAAAGCCGAUAACAUCAAAUUGUACGUUCGACGUGUCUUCAUCACCGACGAAUUCAAUGACAUGAUGCCCAAUUACUUGAACUUUAUUCGUGGCGUUGUUGAUUCAGACGACCUACCACUGAAUGUGUCACGUGAAACACUGCAGCAGCAUAAACUUAUCAAAGUCAUUAAGAAGAAGUUAGUGCGUAAAGUGCUCGAUAUGAUUAAGAAAAUUGAUAAGGACAACUAUAGCAAAUUCUGGAAGGAAUACUCUACAAACAUCAAGCUCGGAAUCAUGGAAGAUCCAAGCAAUCGUUCUCGUCUCGCAAAAUUAUUGCGCUUCCAAUCGUCCAAUGGUAAAGAUGUCACAUCCUUGGCUGAAUAUGUUGAGCGUAUGAAGCCAAAGCAGGAACACAUCUACUUUAUAGCUGGUGCUAACCGUGCUGAAGUAGAAAAAUCACCUUUCGUUGAACGCCUGCUAAGUAAAGGUUAUGAAGUUCUGUAUCUCGUCGAAGCUGUGGACGAGUACUGCAUUUCGGCACUCCCAGAAUUUGAUGGCAAGAAAUUCCAGAAUGUUGCCAAGGAGGGCUUCCAACUAAACGAAUCAGAGAAGAGCAAAUCAAAAUUCGAAGAAUUGAAAACUACAUUCGAACCUCUUGUAAAAUGGUUGAAUGACGUGGCGCUUAAGGAUAAAAUUCUGAAAGCUCAAGUGUCUGAACGUUUGAGCAAUUCACCUUGUGCCUUAGUGGCUGGUAUGUUCGGCUGGACUGGCAACAUGGAACGUUUGGCAUUGUCAAAUGCACAUCAAAAGUCAGAUGAUCCCCAACGUAGCUACUACUUAAAUCAGAAGAAAACUUUGGAAAUCAAUCCACGCCAUCCGCUUAUUCGAGAACUUUUGCGUCGCGUCGAGGCAGACGAAGCCGAUGAUACUGCUAAGGAUAUGGCUGUGAUGAUGUUCCGUACGGCCACGUUGCGUUCGGGUUUCAUGCUUCAAGAGACUGCUGAUUUUGCGGACACAAUUGAAAAAAUGAUGCGUCAAACUCUUGGUGUGUCCCUUGACGAACAAGUUGAGGUAGAUGAUGAUGAAGAUUCAUCGUUUGACGCUGGUAGCGAAGAUGAUGAUGAUUCAAAUGAGAAGGCCGGUAACGCAUAUGAUGACGACGAUGAGGUGCAUGAUGAGCUCUAAGUUAAGGAAAUUUAGUUUUAGUCUUUGGAUAAAACAUAUUUACUAAGAAUGGCAGACUGAUUUCUGUUUAGUUUGACCGCACUUCGUCGGCUUCACGCAUCCGCGUGCAGUCGAAAUACAUACCUUCACGUAA